CCCACGUGAGGAAAACGAUGGCGACAGGGGAUACAGGGAACACGUUGGAGAGCUGUUUGAGCAUUUUAAACGCCAAAACAGCCCACCCAGAACAAUUUCUAAGUCUCCAAGAUGCUCUGGCAACAGACUUUACAGGCCUCAGCAAGACCCUGUACGACCUGCACAAGACCCAGCUGCAGCAGACCCUUCUGAGCGGCCUCACCGGGAGCCCACUGGACCAGCUGGUGGUGGAGAACUUUGACGAAGAACAGAUAUGGCAAGAACUGGAGCUCCAGAACUCGCCGGCACUCACACGCUUCCAGGAGGUGGUGAGUCAGGUGACAGCAGACCAAGGGGUCAGCAUCCUAGAGGAGAUGGAGGAGGAGGAGGAGGAUGGUGGUGAUGGAGGACUUGAUGGGGAGGGUGAUGAAGACGAUGCUGAAGACAAGGAAAUGGAUGAUGAUGAUGAUGAUGAAGAUGACGAGGAAGAAAGGGGCGAUUCAAAACCUGGAGUUGGCGAUGAGGAGGAUGACGAAGAAGGUUUUUCAGAUCAGGACUCGGACUUGGACUUUGACGUGGACGCACUGGAGAAGAAAGCCAAACAGAAGAAGAGCCAGAAAACCGGUGCCGGGCCCAAAGGCAAGUGGGCCGAGCCUUCGGAGGUGGACGAUAAGUUCUUCAAGCUGUCAGACAUGGAGGCCUUCCUGGACGACAUGGACCGGCGAGAGGAGAAGGGUGAGGACACUGGAGAAGACAUCGACUACUUCCAGGACCUUGCGUCUGGAGACGAGGAGGAGGGGUUUGACUUUGACAAGCCCUCUGUGUCAAAAAAACAACAGAAACAGAAAAGCUCGCGGAACCUGAAGUACAAAGACUACUUUGACGCUUCGGAGGGAAUGCCGGAGAAGACGGGAGAUGAGGAUGAGGACGAGGACGAGGAAGGAGAGGAGGAUGAAGAUGAGGGGGAGUUUGGAGACGAUAUGGAUGAGGAGGACUUUGAUGAGGAAGCGGAGGAUAUUGAUGAGGAGGAGAGCAGGAAGGCCAGAGACGCCCUUCGAAGAGUGACCUUUGACCUCCCAGAAGAAGAGGAAGAGGAAGAGGAGGAGGAGAGCGAGGGAGAGGACAUGCAGGACAUCCUGGGAGGGAAAUCUCCGAAGGCGGAUAAACAAGAGCCCAAGUCCUCGUUUGAGAAACGACAGGACAAGAUGGCGGAGCGCAUCAGUGAGCUGGAGGAAGCGGCGCUGGAGGAGAAACCAUGGCAACUGACGGGAGAGGUGACGGCCCAGACACGACCAGAGAACAGCCUGCUGGAGGAAGACAUGGCCUUUGACCAAGCCAGCAGAAUGGCCCCUGCGAUCACGGAGGAGACGACGAUGAACUUGGAAGAAAUCAUCAAGCAGAGGAUCAAGGACCAGGUGUUUGAUGACGUGGUUCGUAAGGAGAAGCCUAAGGAGGACAUCUUUGAGUAUAAGAAGCGUCUGACCCUGGACCACGAGAAGAGCAAACUCAGCCUGGCAGAGGUGUACGAGCAGGAGUAUGUCAAACUCACAGAGGAGAAGACUGAGGAGGAGGAGAACCCCGCCCACAAGGAGAUCCAGAAGAUGAUGGACGUCCUCUUCCUGAAACUAGACGCCCUGUCCAACUUCCACUUCACACCCAAACCAGCCAUUCCUGAGGUGAAGGUGGUCUCCAACCUGCCCUCUAUCGCCAUGGAGGAGGUGGCACCCGUCAGCGCCAGCGAUGCCACCCUGCUGGCACCAGAGGAGAUCAAGGACAAGAACAAGGCGGGAGACGCGGUGGGCGCCACAGAGAAGACGGCGACGGAUAAGAAGCGCGAGAGGAGGAAGAAGAAGAAGCUGAAGCACCUGAAGCUGGUGGAGAAGGAGAAGAGGAUGAAGUUGAAGGCAGCAGCAGGAGGAGGAGGAGGAGGGGAGAACCAGAAGGUCUCCAAGGCACAGGCGGCUGACACACUCAAGAAGCUCACCAAGGGAGGGAAAGCCAAGAUACUCACGAACGACGGCAUGGACAAGGCUCUGCGCUCGUCCCAGGCCUUCUUCUCCCAGCUGCAGGACCAGGUCAAGUCCCAGAUAAAAGGCUCCAAGGACCAGAACAAGAAGAAGAAGAAAAACGACCAGGAGCUUAAUUCCAGCAAGCUCAAGUUAUAGCCCAGAGACUCAUGAUCUAAACUAAAUUUUCUGGAUUUUUAUUAUUCACAUGUACAGUUUUUUUUGUUUUUGUUUCGUUUUCCUCAAUGUUAUUCAGAUAACUUUAUUACCUAUGUGUGUGUACAGUAUGCACACUUGUUAUUUGAGAUUAAAGCGGAAUCAUGAUUUGUAAA
Molecule: messenger RNA, 2317 nt
Organism: Engraulis encrasicolus (European anchovy)
Lineage: Eukaryota; Metazoa; Chordata; Actinopteri; Clupeiformes; Engraulidae
Gene: mphosph10
Product: M-phase phosphoprotein 10 (U3 small nucleolar ribonucleoprotein)
Exons: 12
Coding region: 18-2144 (708 amino acids)
Biological process (GO): rRNA processing
Cellular component (GO): small-subunit processome; sno(s)RNA-containing ribonucleoprotein complex; nucleus
Source: RefSeq, a predicted model, not a curated record